UGGGAAGGCUCGGUUUGCGCCUCUCCAGCCUGUCAUCUAUUUAUCCCGUCAAAUACGCUCAUGGAGCUGCCAUUCAUCCAGCGACAGUCGCGACCACAAUAAAAACCAUGGCGACCACCCAUGGCCAGUAAUUGUGACCCCAUUUGUUUUGCUUCACCCCUCCGUCAUCUCUUCUUUCUCAUUACUACCAACACCACUCACGUCUUCAUCCUCUUGCUCGUCAUCCUCACCUUUGUUUACUUCACUACCAAAUCCUCUCGCUUUCAGCGCACUUCGAACGCUUCUACGUCAACACCCGUAUCUUCUUUCUACAAUCGCCCUCGUCCUCUUCCGAAUCCGGAUUCCAAAUCCACCAUGGCUGGUGUCUUCUCGACCCAGCGACGCAGGAUGGAGGACGCGACCAUGAGAGACGUGAGCAUGAUCGAUGCUGAUGAUACGCGUGUGGGAGUCGAGGAUCAAUAUUAUGAUCCUAUGGACAUCAGUCCUCUUCAUACCUCCAACGAGCGGUCUCGGAACAUCGCUCAGCCCAUGGACCUCACCUCCAAAUAUCCCGAUUAUUGGGUUCACUGCACUCCUCCCAAAAAUGGCGGUGUGCCUAGGGCCACCAGACUCGAUGGAAAGCCAAUGACACGUGCUCCGCUCAUCAGACCUUUGGCGCGAUUUUCACCGAAGGCGCGAAUUGAUCCGUCCACAGGCCGUUUUAAGCAGCAGUUUAUUGCGCAGCCUCUUCUCCGAGACAACCCCAGUACCUUUGUCUCGACAACCAAAGUCGGCUCUUUGCUUUCGAGCAACAAACCUAAUACCCCCUUCUCUACGAACAAACACCAUUCGAGCAACAUACUCAGCUCUCUGCCCUAUAAACCAAUGACAACUGAAAACAGCGCGCCUACCACACGCGAUUCCUCUUUCAACAGUUUUCUGACUACCAAGUCUAUUUGGGACCGUAAAACACCUAGUUUUACCUCCAAUACUUCGGUCACCACUGCAGCAUCAUUCAACUCUCGUAAGAGAUCUGUGGACGAGGGCUUCAAUGACGAGUGCCACAAUGCCACCCCUGAGACUGAUAGCCCCUCAAACAAGUAUCGUCGCAUCAGCGUAAAGGGCUUUCCAAAUUCUGCUGUUACAAGCCAGGAUGAUACCCAGAGAGCCUUGGCAAAUGAAGCAACAUCAAACCAUUCUGCGCACCCCAUCAUGGGGCAACCAAUCGUGCCGACCGCUACCGCUCCCAUCCUAUCUGACGGCCAUAUGCAGUCUAAACACACCACAACAUCAGUCGCAUUUGUAUCUGAUAGCCAUUUCUCUACUAGCGGAACGGUUGGUGACCAGAUCAAUCGUGCCACCAGCACCGAUACCCAUAUUCCUGGUGGAUGGCCUGAACAAUCGCCCGCCCAAGACAUUUCUUCUGCUACUGCAGCUGUUAAAUUUUCAUUGAGCCCAGACGAAGAGCCCUUCAUGUCGGGCGCACUUGUCGCUCCACCUGCCGCAACCGUCACUGUUAAAUCUUCGAAUGCGGACGAUGCUAAUGUCCGCAGUGGACAGAUCCCGCAUAUGGUACGCUCCUUCUCGGAAGCAUGUCACAACCUUGUGCAGGGAGCGUCGGGAACCGUCAAGAAUGUUUUUACCAAGGCUUGGUACCUGGUUGGACAACCCAUGAUCGACUAUGUACGACGUAAACCCCGCCUUCAGACUGCCCGCCGUCCUCCUUCCAGCCCCAGAGCCUCUCCGUCUCGCGCUGCAGCGCUCCGUCGCCUCCCUCAGGAGCAGAGACGAAAGAUCAAAGACCAUAAAUGGCGUAAUCAGAGAGGUUAUGCCACCGUCCGGAAUCUUCCUUUCCCCGAAUUGUCGCUCGAUAUUCUACAGCGUUCAACCAGUUGGUCCCCAUCUAUGGGGGAACCAGGUUAUUCUGCGGCCAAGUCGCAUGCCAGCCAAUUUACAAAGGAUGCCCCAAAUAGUGCCAAUCGAUUGACAAAAAAUGUUGCGCGUUAUGGAGCUCAGACGGGGAUCACAAAGCCGACAGGCGUCCAGAAGUCUCCGCGGGUUACUUCCAUGAGCCCGAAUCUUAAACGUCGGCUCUGGCCAGGCAGAAACCGGGUGCGUGGCAACCUUGAGCUCGCCUUACAGAAAGGAUGGAAAUCUGGCGACUUCACUGAGCUUGGCGUUUCCACCCGCAUUCCGCUGCCCAACCGUGCUGAACGUGAAGGCCGGGCCGUCCCGAAAGAGGGGCCGAAGCCGAAGAAACAGAAAAAGCAAGUCCACUUCAAGGAACCGCUUGCACAAUUCAUUCCGGAGCCCACUCUUCCUGACCUUGCGCCGCAUCUUCAACCUGUAUCUCCUAACGUCGAUCGAACUGGCCUUGAGAAGGUGUCGGAUGAACAGAAGGAGAAUGUCCCGCCCGUUUCCGCAGUGAAGGAGGAAGUUGGAGUCUCUGAACAUGUUAGGUAUGCAUGGGAGGAGCCGAUUGAGUAUCCACUUGGACGACCCGUCUCGGCCGUGAGCCUCUUUUAUCCUGAAGCGAAACCGCUUCCGCCCGGCCGAACGGCGUCUGUCUAUGCUAAGGAGUGGAAAAAGAUCGAAGAGGAGGAGAAACAAAAACAAAGCCCAGCCCGAGUUCGCCUGGAAGGUCCAGCUGUACGUCCCCUUUCGAAAGAAUGGAUGAGUCGAGUAUCGAGUGCCAUGUCUGCGGCCUCUAACCGGACGAUCGCUACCUCGGUGUCUGGUGAUCCCCUGACGAAGAAAGAUCUGUCUACCUGCUUUACUCCCUUGGCUUGGUUGAAUGAUGAAGUUAUCAACUCGUAUCUUUCUCUGAUCGUCGACUAUCUUCGCCGCACGAAUCAUAACAACGGUCGGAGUGACAAGCCACGGUUCCACGCUUUCAAUACUUUCUUUUUCUCUACUAUGCGCGACAAGGGCUACCAGUCCGUCCGACGUUGGGCCACUCGCGCUAAGAUUGGCGGCGCGUCUCUUCUUCACGUGGAUACCGUGUUUGUCCCAGUGCAUAACAGUGCCCACUGGACGCUCAUCAUCAUCAAACCGAUGGAACGGACCAUCGAGAAUUUUGACUCGCUGGGUGGACCUUCCCCGCGCCAUGUAGCGGUAAUGCAGGAUUGGCUCCGUAACGAACUGGGCCCUCGUUACGUCGAGGAGGAAUGGCGCGUCCUACCGUCUGUCUCUCCUCAGCAAGACAAUGGUAGUGACUGCGGAGUGUUCCUUUUGUCUACCGCCAAGGCGGUGGCCAUCGGUCUCGAGCCACUAUCCUAUUGCGCGCGGGACAUUGUCCUUCUACGCAAGAAGAUAGUGGCCGAGCUGAUGGCCGGGGGGCUGGAGGGGGAUUUUGAUCCAGCCUCCGGCGGGGAGUUGUUGCUUUAGACAACACCCUUAAAGCAUCACCUCCCGGCGGUAGGGGGAGGAGGGGGAGAGAGCGAUGAUGGUGGUAUCUGUUUUUUUCCUUGUUGGCUUCUUUUCUGGAGUUUGGGGGACUCUGAGAGUAUGGUUUGUUUUGGAAUCAGCACCGGCGUUUGGCACAUGUACGAGUGAUACCCGUCAGUUGAAGCAAGGCUCCUGACAUGAGAUUGAAUUGGCGUAAAUCGCUUUUGAUGGUAACAUGCACACAUACAAAGCAUGGAACAUGGAGGAUACAGAUUUGGACAGGGACAUGGACAUGGUUGAAUGUGGUUGUAGACAUCUAUGGAUACACUCUAGACCAAUGUGAAUACUCUACGAAGACCAAA
Molecule: messenger RNA, 3728 nt
Organism: Aspergillus alliaceus
Lineage: Eukaryota; Fungi; Ascomycota; Eurotiomycetes; Eurotiales; Aspergillaceae
Product: SUMO protease ULP1
Exons: 1
Coding region: 121-3366 (1081 amino acids)
Biological process (GO): protein desumoylation
Cellular component (GO): nucleus
Molecular function (GO): deSUMOylase activity
Source: RefSeq, a predicted model, not a curated record